AUGAAGUACUUGGCCGCUUAUUUGUUGUUGGUGCAAGGUGGUAACGCCUCCCCAUCCGCCGCUGACAUCUCCGCUUUGUUGGAGACCGUUGGUGUUGACGCUGAGGAGUCCAGAAUCUCCUCCUUGUUGUCCGAGUUGGAGGGUAAGACCAUCGAGGAGUUGGUUGCUUUGGGUAACACCAAGCUCGCUUCUGUUCCUACCGGUGGUGCUGCUGCUUCUUCCGGUGCCGCUGCUUCCUCUGGUGCUGCUGCUUCUGAGGAGGCUGCCGAGGAGGCUGCUGAGGAGAAGGAGGAGUCUGACGACGACAUGGGUUUCGGUUUGUUCGACUAA
Messenger RNA from Australozyma saopauloensis, 330 nucleotides. It is a transcript of the gene RPP2B, whose product is annotated as ribosomal protein P2. The record is from RefSeq and is a predicted model, not a curated record. Gene Ontology annotation, biological process: cytoplasmic translational elongation; translation. NCBI's taxonomy places the organism in Eukaryota, Fungi, Ascomycota, Pichiomycetes, Serinales, Metschnikowiaceae. Gene Ontology annotation, cellular component: cytosolic large ribosomal subunit; ribosome. The coding region runs from base 1 to 330 and encodes 109 amino acids. Gene Ontology annotation, molecular function: structural constituent of ribosome. The transcript has a single exon.